UCACAGAAAUUUGUUCUUCCCCGUCGAGCACUAUGAAGAAAAAGGGUGUGGAUGGCGACGCACCAUCUCUUCCCGAAGACAUCAUCAGAAACAUUCUGAAACGACUUCCUGUAAAAUCCCUAAUGCGAUUUCAAUGUGUCUGCAAGCAUUGGAGAAAUCUCUUCAAGAGCCCAUCUUUCAUCGUAGACCACCUCCACCACUCCACUCUUCAAAACCCUUAUCUCCUUUCCCAGCUACACGGCUGGGAUGCUCCUUCAAACUUAUAUUUGCUUGAUUCUGAUAUGCAAGUCCGGGAAUUUCAGGACCCUCCUUUGCUCGAUUAUGUGAAGCGCGGUACGUGGAAGGAUGUAAAAGUUACGCUCGAUGGUAGCGUGCGUCUUAGUUCUCAAGGUGUCACUGUUAAUGGUGUCAUGUUUUGGUUUGUGUCAAACCUGGUUGGGCUGGAUACAUAUGAUGAUGAUGAGAAACGGAUUGCUUCAUUUGACCUAGCAACGGAGGUGCUUACAGUGAUACCAGUACCUGAGCAACGCUCUACUUCAUGGCUUACUGUGUAUGAGGAAAAACUUGCUAUGGUUUCUCAUUCUGUGAUUGGAAACAGAGAACAUUGUGUUAUUGAUCUGUGGGUAAUGGAGGAAGGUAUAGGUGCAUCUGGGGAGAGAUGGAGUUGGACUAAGAAAUAUACUAGCAGCCCUUAUCCACGCUUGUUAUAUCCCGUGAUCAUUUGGAGGAAUGAAAUUGUCUGCAAGGUUUCAAGACCCAGAGGCAAUACUGAAGAUGGGGUUGAAGUAGUGGAGAAUGAUGAACCAACUACUGUUCUCUUCAAUCUCACUACUAAAAAAUGUAAGGUGUUUGCUAUUAGCAAAUUUGACUAUCACCAUCUUGUUAUCGAUUAUGCCGAAAGCCUAGUUCCUGUUGGAGGAAUGAAAUCACUGGCAAAUUUUCUGUAGGGUCUGGACUCAUUCAUAAUAUUGGAUGCAAAGUGGAAAAUGAUUUAGCAAAAGCUAUCCUAUCUCUGAUCAAUCUCACAGCUUACGAAUUUUAGAUGUUUGUUUCCUAAAUCUUCAUCUUCAUCUUGCAGAUUUACUUAGUUUAGGCACGUUUGAUGAAAGUCGAACCUUACCAGUUAGGAUUAUUUUGUACCUAUAAGGCUUGACCUUUAGAGAUGUUAUCUAGAAUGAUGUAUGCAUAUGUGUAAUACCAGUUGCUUGUAGCUGCCUUUG
This is a messenger RNA of Prosopis cineraria, 1220 nucleotides long. Its product is annotated as putative F-box protein At3g16820. Gene Ontology annotation, molecular function: protein binding. The coding region runs from base 33 to 947 and encodes 304 amino acids. NCBI's taxonomy places the organism in Eukaryota, Viridiplantae, Streptophyta, Magnoliopsida, Fabales, Fabaceae. The record is from RefSeq and is a predicted model, not a curated record. The transcript is spliced from 2 exons.